This is a messenger RNA of Mus musculus (house mouse), 4028 nucleotides long. RefSeq names its product predicted gene 27179. Bases 568 to 2424 code for a protein of 618 amino acids. The record is from RefSeq and is marked validated. The transcript is spliced from 3 exons. Lineage: Eukaryota; Metazoa; Chordata; Mammalia; Rodentia; Muridae.
AGAACCUGCCUGGCCUACAACUGAUGCUCACACCUGCUCCCAUGAGAGCAAAGGGAGAAAAGGACGAUAGUAAGACAGCAAGACACCGCAUCCCAGUCAGGAGACCCCAACUCUGUGAAUUUUCAGAGAGUGACCAUCGAGGGCAAGUGACGGGACCCCUAGAGGUACAGCUUCCAAAUCUCAUUCACCCAUUCCGGGGAACACUGGCUGUAGCUGGUUCUCUCCAGGAAAGCCCGUUGAUCUCAGCCUCCUAAGGCUCAAGCACAGCUGGUUCGUCACCACCUUCUCACUGGCACUUCAUUCCCAUUUCUGGAUGCACGGACUGCUUCACAUCUUACCACCUUCUGCCUUCAUUUGGCUCACAAACACCUUCCUAAACUCAUCCUGAGUCUUCCGGAAAGGGACCUGCCCAGGUCUGACCUCUCACCUCAUAACCUGAGAGCCUACAGCCACCCUGUCUUUACCAGCCACCUUUGAACACCCCAACUGAGCAAGUUUCAGGACUCAAGGAUCCACUCGACCAACGUCUCGGCACCCCGCACUACUGCUGGCCAUUCCCAAAGCACCAUGACAGGCUUUUGGGUCCUCUGUUUCGUCCUUUUCCCCUCCUCCUUAUCCUAUCCGGAAAGCUGGAUGCCCCUUGUAAACCUCACUCACCACAUCCUACGUGAUACCAACUCUUCCCUGUUUUCCAACUGUUGGGUCUGCUUGUCUACCCAAACCCAGCGGUCCUUAGCAGUCCCAGCCCCUCUGUCCAUUUGGACAGAUACACCCAUGAAGCUUCAUCUUACCUACUCAGUCAGGCCCUUCUCUGGCUCCUUUUCCAUUAGCGACAUUGAAAGACGCCUCCGUCUCUUCCGCCCACUGACUGCCUCCUAUUCUUUCCACAAUCCUGACAGAAGGGCGAUUGCUUUUCUUCAACUCGUCAGCUCAACAGGCAUAUUUCGGAUCAUCACCCGGAUAACCUCUGUGAUAUAUCCCCAUAAGGACCGUUUCUUCGAAUCUGCCCAACGCCCUCUCUGGGGACCACUCUUUACUGAGACCGUGCUCAGGUCGCAGGCCCCACUCUGCAUAUCUCGCUUUUUCAAGGUCUCAGCAUAUGCCACUUUUGUAGGCAACCUCUCUGCCUCUCUCUGCAACUACACCAUGCAUAUUUCACCUUCUACCAGUCAUGAAAACCUAGAUCUUUCCACCACCCAUACGUUCAAACAGGCAAUGAAAAGACCGGAUGCCAAAUGGAAAAACCCGCUCCGUUUUUCCGGGCCCCCCUCCCUCAUCUUCUCGAAGCCGGCUUACUAUCCCUGCCCAACAGACAUCAAACACUGCCAUACCUCUCCGGCCACUCCCUGGAUGCACUGUCCUCAGGCUCCCUUCGGCACCUGCUAUAACCUCACUUUAUUUGAACCAGACAACUCAACCCACCCUGUUACCAUGUCAGUGAACCCUACCCACUUCAAGGUCAAACUCCAGGGGCACAGAGACCCCUAUCCGCUCUCCCAUUACCAGCCCCUCACGGGAGCUGCCCUGUCUGGACAAUAUUCAGUCUGGGAGAACGAGAUCACUGUCCAAGAAAACUGGGACAUCACCUCCAACAUUUUCUCACAUCUUCUCAGCUUCUCGUACGCCUUCUGCCUCAACUCUUCAGGCGUUUUCUUCCUCUGCGGAACAUCGACUUACAUCUGCCUCCCAGCCAAUUGGUCCGGUGUCUGUACCCUGGUCUUCCAAUACCCGGAUAUUGAACUUCUCCCCAAUAACCAAACGGUGCCUGUUCCCCUUUUUGCUUCAGUUCUUUCCUCAGACUCAGUUCUUCGCCCAAAGAGGUCCCCUCACCUCUUUCCCUUCCUUGCAGGCCUGGGUAUCUCUUCUGCCCUUGGUACGGGGAUAGCUGGCUUGGCCACCUCGACUCUCUAUUUCCAACAGCUUUCUAAGGUUCUUUCCGAAACCUUGGAAGAAAUAGCUGCCUCUAUCACUACCCUCCAGAACCAAAUAGACUCGCUCGCAGGUGUUGUUCUACAAAACCGCCGAGCUCUGGACCUCAUCACUGCUGAGAAAGGGGGCACCUGUCUCUUCCUCCAGGAAGAGUGCUGCUUCUACGUAAACCAGUCUGGAAUAGUCCGGGACGCGGCAAGGAAACUCCAAGAACGAGCAUCUGAACUCGGCCAGCAUUCUGACUCUUGGGGACAGUGGCCUGACCUUGGACGUUGGUUGCCCUGGCUGACUCCCUUUCUGGGACCUCUUCUCUUCCUCUUCUUCCUACUGACAUUUGGGUCUUGUCUUCUGAACUGCCUAACCCGUUUUGUGUCCCAGAGACUUGGCUCCUUUGUUCAAGACACUGCCAAAAGGCAUGUGGACAGCAUCCUCCAAAAUUUCCAAUAUAAAAAACUGCCCCAAGACUCCCCAGAUGAGGACACCAUUCCUACAUAACAGGGAAAAGUUGAGAGAGCACCAAGUAUACCCUCCCUUCUACCCAGUUAAUAGAAUCCAAGUCGGGAGACUUAGUUAUGGCCUCAUGUUUGUAUCAGGGUUAAUUCCAGAAACUAUAGUAAUUUGGCAUCCAGAAAAUUUCUUCUUUUUCUAGAUCUGAGCUCCUUCUGCUCCUUCUAGAUCUUCUCCUUAUCAGUAGCCCCCAUCUCAGACAUGGCCUCUGGAGUUGUUUCACCUGACAUUCUUUAAUCCAUCACUCACCUUGCUGCUUAGCUACUCUUAGCAAUGGCCAAAGAAGGAAUGUUUUCAGUGCCCUGCCUGUAGGUGGAGAGUGGGCUCUCUUAUACAGAGAUCUCUGCUCCCAGGCCUGUGCUGCCAGGGAGUGGCUUGUUCCUCCGUUGUCUUUCUUGCUUUCUGACCUCAUACGAAGAACAUUGAGGUGUCAGGGAGCUUCCAGAAGCUGGAAGGGGGCCAGCAAGGAUUCUCUAUGACAGCUUUGAGAGAGAGAGAGAGAGAGGGAGAGAGAGAGAGAGAGAUUAUUUUUUUUAAAUAAAGUUUUUACAGCAUCAUCGUAUCUUUUUUUUUUUAAGAUUUAUUUAUUUAUUAUAUGUAAGUACACUGUAGCUGUCUUCAGACACUCCAGAAGAGGGCUUCAGAUCUUGUUACAGAUGGUUGUGAGCCACCAUGUGGUUGCUGGGAUUUGAACUCCGGACCUUCAGAAGAGCAGUCGGGUGCUCUUACCCACUGAGCCAUCUUACCAGCCCGAGAGAGAGAUUAUUAUCCCCUUAACCUUAGACUGUACCCUUCAGAAGAUAUUAUAAAUAUGUAGUUUCAAGCUGUCAGCAUAGCAGCACUUUGGUACUGUAGAUCCAAGACUCAUGAAUCAACUCUGAUCCGUAGAUGUGGUAGAAUAUUUAGGUGGAGCUCUUCUGGAGCACAUGAACAAGGUGUGGAGAGCACAGGCUGGGGUAGGAUGUACGACUGAGCUGGGCCUGGUAACUGGGAUGGGCAAGAGGACCACAGGGAAGGGAGGGAAGGAGAGAAAGGAGAAGUCAAGGGAUGAAAGAGUGGAUGGCGAGAGAGGAUUCCAGAGGUAAGAGCAAGACGUUCAUGCUGGAGAUGUUACCAGAGUUGUUAGGGGCAGAGCUGGGACCCUGGCAGCCAUAGCAAGCUAGGCUUGACCACCUGUCCUCAACAAGCCAAUCAUUGUCACACUUAAUAGUGAAGAACAGAAAGAAAACACUUAUCCAAUGUGGCCACACUGGAAAAAAGAAGGAAGAAGUCUGUGGAGCCCCUCUCUCACAAAGUCCACGCUCUGGGUCCUGACAUGAGGUUUGGGUUUAAAUAGAAAGCAAGAGACAGGCAUAAGGAAGCAGACCUGUCCAAGACCCCGCCCUUCCUACCAUCAUUGUUCCAGUCUGGUCUCUUCUGCAAGGGACUGUCUGACACAUGAUCAGAGUUGUGUGUAAUCUCUUCCUGAGAGGUAAGCUCCUCCUAACAGGCCCCAGCCUUCUCCAAUUCCAGAUGGAAUUCUCAACUCUAACCCCUGCCUGUCACUGCCUGCAUUCAAAGAAAGCCCAGUAAACUGAGGUAGUUCUGUCCCA